Lineus longissimus is the source of this 1303-nucleotide messenger RNA. RefSeq names its product splicing factor C9orf78 homolog. The coding region runs from base 1 to 876 and encodes 291 amino acids. The record is from RefSeq and is a predicted model, not a curated record. Gene Ontology annotation, cellular component: spliceosomal complex. The transcript has 9 exons. Lineage: Eukaryota; Metazoa; Nemertea; Pilidiophora; Heteronemertea; Lineidae. Gene Ontology annotation, biological process: mRNA splicing, via spliceosome.
AUGGCGGAACAGAAACAGAAAAAGCAAUUUCGCAGGCGAAAAUACUCCUCUAGUAGCGAUAAUGAUUCAGAAAAAGAAGAAGAAACAAGGACUGCCGUUGAGGACAUGAAAGAACUACAGAAAAUGAGAAAGCGCCCUCGAGGCGUUGAUGUGGCUACAGGUUUAAAUGCUGGCGUUAGUGAGCCAAAACCAGAAGAGCAGGGAAAGAAAGUGGACCCAUUCAAAUUGAAAUCUGGAGGAGGUAUCAUCAGCAUGCAGGAUCUGAAAAAGAGCCGAGGAGGGGACAAAGACGAAGAUGAAAUAAUCGGAACGUCAUUCGCUGCCGAAACGAAUAGGAGAGAUGAGGAUGCCGACAUGUUGACAUACGUGGAAGAGGAAUUGAAAAAAAGAAAGGGGCUGAAUACUGAUGCAGAUGCUGCUGCUCAAAAGCAGAAGACGGUGGAUGAUGUAUUGCUUGAUUGUCCAGAACAUCUACGAUCUUCGACGGGGAAAAAGACAGAAGACAUGUUGUCCAAUCAGAUGUUGUCCGGUAUACCAGAAGUUGAUCUUGGAAUAGAAGCUAAAAUCAAGAACAUAGAAUCGACAGAAGAAGCGAAACAAAGAAUGAUAGAGGAGCGACGGAGGAAAAAAGAACAAGAAGUGUCUGAUUUUGUGCCGACGAAUAUGGCCGUCAAUUUUGUGCAGCAUAACAGAUUUAAUAUUGAAGACUCAACGCCCCUCUUGAAAAAGGAUGAAACGCCCGCAGCAAAGCCUUUACGAGUCGGAGACGCUGAGAAGUUUUCAGCUAACAAAGGCAAAAAAGGAUCUGAUAAAACAACGGAUAAAGCCACGGACGAUUUCCAUUACGAAAAGUUCAAGAAGUACAUGAGGAGAUAACACAAGGAUUGUUUGAUGCUUUGAGAGACAAUUUUAACGAAAAAGGACUGAGAACAAUUCGCAAGGUGUUCACCUCAUGCAUGUACGUGUUUGUUAUGGCCAGUAGAGAGGAAAUACGAAGCUCUGGGGCUCUGUGGUAGAUGUACACAUAACAGUUGCCAUUCCAAUUGAAGUCAGUAUCUUGUUUUCAUGUAAAAGAACUUACGUUAUCUUUAUUCUAUAUCCUGGCAUACCUGAAAAUGUUUUGCAAUAAUAAUGAUAAUAGUGAGUUCUUGUAUAGCGCUUUUCACUGUAAUAUCUACUGUCUCAAAGCGCUUAACAAUCGCAAUCAUUAUUACCCAGCCUAUCCAGAGACCUUUCUGGAGAACCAGGAAGGGAGAAAGUGAACAUUUCUCACAUGUAUGAUAUCAAAAUGAAGAAAAUAAAC